CCUUGUGUGGUACGCCGGUCCCAAGCCCGGAUAAAGGAGGAGGGAGUACCCUAAACCGAGGUGUUAUGCGACCCGUGCCUAUCGGUCUGGUUUGCAGUCAGGGGAAACCGGCUGUAUUCUUACGGAGCCUUGCUAAUACCUGGGCACCUUGGCAAGUAUACAAGCCCUUACCACAUGACUGGGGGCUAUGAUGUGGUGGAUCUUAAAUCCCCUACACUCGUGGGAAACAAAUGAACUAUUCUUUAAACUAUUCUAAAUACACAAAUACACAAGGACAAACGACAAUUAAUGGAAAAGGUCAUAACAAAAAUCUUAAACAACAUGAUGUGACGAGUGCGGUCAAUUCCGCAUCCGUAAACAUUAAUAAAGACAGGCUGAAGGAAAGCGGAACAGCUACGUCCAAACGUAGACAUAAUCGUAAAAGGAUGUGUUAUAAAAUGGUGGACAAAUUGAGUAAAUUAGAUACAAACUCUUUAAGCGAAGAUCAAAAAUCUACGUUAAUAUGGGCAAAGAGCGUUAUAGAAAGCUAUGAUGCUAAUCCAAGUACUAGCGAUCGUGACAAACAUGUCUCUAACAGUGAUUUAUGGGAACCGCUUGAUAAAAUAAAGCGUUCAACAGAUGAUAAGCCAAUAGCUAAAUGGCCAAGGGUAACUAACAGCGUACUUGACAAACAUGUCUAUAAUAGUGUUUUAUCGAAACCGCUUGAUAAAAUAAUGCGUUCAACAGAUGUUAAGUCAAUACCUAAACAACCAAGGGUACCUAACGGCAUUGAUCCAGUAGCUAACAGCGAUCUUUUUACAGAUAAACAUAUCACCAACAAAGAAUUAUCUGAUAAAAGUAUUUGCUCAACGAAUGAAAAGCCAUUAUCUAAACGGUCAAAGGAAACUAACAGCGACCGAGGCAAACAUGUCACUAAGAGAGAUUUGUCGGAACCGCUUGGUAAAAUAACAUAUGAUAAGCCAUUUCGUAAACGGCCAAAGAUAACUAACAGCAUUGAUCCAGUAGUCGUCCAUAAACCUUUUGUUGAGAUCGCCGAAAACAAAAUUGUAAUGGCGGUCAUAAACAGAAGCAAUGCUGAUUUUUGUAUUCCUAGGAACAAAUGGAGUGAGAUCGAGGAAAAACUUGUCGAUACCUUCUACCAGGUACUUGGAAAUAAACCAAUUGCUGUUCCUCUCGUUCGUGACGCAGGCUGGUACCAGGGCAGAGUGAAGCUGAUGGCUUUUGGAGACCAAAGAUCAGCUAUGUUGUACAAAGAGGCGGUCAAUAGACUGUAUGAAAUCUGGCCAGGUGCUAAAUUAGAUGUUGUGCCUAGGAGAGAAAUUCCCUCCAUGCCUAGAGCUCAGGCUUGGAUUCCGGCAAAACCCACAAACGCUAAUGCGACACUGCAAUUGUUGAAGGACUGCAAUCCAGGUCUUCCAACUCAUAAUUGGAAGAUCUGGAAGUUUGGAAAAGCUGAAGGAAAUCGUCGACAAGUGGUAGUUAUAUUAAAUGCCGAAACUCUACCACACUUAGCAAAGUCUGACAAUGUGGUGUCAUACGCCUGGGGUCAGAUACAGCUAAACGUUUAUAAAGGUGAUCUAGCAGUUGCUGGUACAGAGUCCAAUUUUGUAGGUAGUAAAUAUGAAGAUGGUUAUACAACUACCGACUCUGACUUCCACUCCGAUACCGGUGAGGACAUUGACUUCUCUCUUUACGGAGAUAAUGAAGCCUAUAGUACGUUGAUAAAUAUCGAGUCAGUUGACGAUGAUGCGGCUUCUACAACUGAAUCUAAGCCUCUAUUUACUAGACAAAGGUAUAUUUAGCCCUCACUCAAGGACCCUUAGGGUUGAGGAUUACAGGUUUUAAGCUCCUCACUACCAACUAUUGAGUUGACGCGACGUAACAAUUUGUCGCCAUCUAAUAUGGGCAACCAUGAUAAUUUUAUAAAAGUACUUACAUGUCCGCUUUAUUUUAGCAAAAUCUUCAUACCGAGAGGAAGGAUGUACGAAUUUACAUAUCGACCCCAAACAGCGAAAAUAUCGAGCCCCAACCGCAAACAAAUUUUAAGUUCAGAACAACUACAUUGUUGGUUAAGAUAAUUAUGCGGUUAUGUCUCGAUAUGUAUACGACUUUCGUUGACCGUUACAAUUUUAUAGUAUAACCAAAUUUAACUUAAGUGCACACACUUCAAACAUGCAAACAAUCACAAAAAUUCUUAUCCUGUAAAUUUUGUUGUUAUGCAGUUAAGUUUUUUUCGUUCUUAGGGUUCGAUGUACUGGGGCCGAAUUACCGCAUUCGAUAUCGAAUAAAAUUGAUCGUAAUUUUCUUAUGGCAUUCGAUAUCGAGCAAGAAAUUUAAUACAUUUUAUUAUAAUUUUGAUAUCGAAAUCAUGUUUCGAUACAAAAGCUUAUUCGAUCACGAAUGCUGUAAUUUGGACCCUGGUAAAAAUGGCAAAUAUAAUAAAUAUGUAAUAAUCAUUCAGUUACGAAAUGAUACUAUUUA
This is a messenger RNA of Calliphora vicina (urban bluebottle blowfly), 2481 nucleotides long. RefSeq lists its product as uncharacterized. Lineage: Eukaryota; Metazoa; Arthropoda; Insecta; Diptera; Calliphoridae. The record is from RefSeq and is a predicted model, not a curated record. Bases 231 to 1802 code for a protein of 523 amino acids. The transcript is spliced from 2 exons.